This is a messenger RNA of Fusarium redolens, 1407 nucleotides long. RefSeq lists its product as uncharacterized. The record is from RefSeq and is a predicted model, not a curated record. The transcript is spliced from 3 exons. The coding region runs from base 170 to 1318 and encodes 382 amino acids. Lineage: Eukaryota; Fungi; Ascomycota; Sordariomycetes; Hypocreales; Nectriaceae.
GGAAUGCCUUUCACAGUGAGAAGAUCUUUAUCCUCGGCUUAAUGGAGGUGGCUCGGGCUAUAAGGAGGAAAUUAACCUAGGUCAAUGGUAUGCCAUGCUGCCAAGUAAUUUAGACGCGUUUUGACUUGUUAUUUCUGUUGCAAUUUGCCUGUUUUUAUUUGCGGUCAAAAUGAAUCGUACUAUGGGCACUGUCUUUACUCUUGUCUUGGCACUACUCGCCGCCAUAGUACAUGCUUCCCCAGCGUCCUACUGCGACGCACCGUCGAGCAAAAUCUGCUACAGCUGGGCUGUUCCAUCCUCAGCCUCUUCCCUUUUUGUUCGCCUCGAAGCCCCUACCACCUACCAAUGGGUCGCGCUCGGCACCGGAUCCCGCAUGAGCGGCUCGACGAUGCUCGUUAUAUACCAGGACGGCUCGGGGAAUGUCACCUUGAGUACACGAAAGGGACAUGGCCAUGAAAUGCCGAUAUAUGAGGACAUGAGCAGUAUCAAGCUUGUUGAGGGAAGCGGCGUGUCAAAUGGUACAUUAGUUGCUAACAUCUAUUGGAAAGAUGCAAGCAUUGAAGGGUCUAGUCACUGGAUUAGUGCCUGGAAGAAAGGCAGUCCUCUGGAUACAAGCGACGCAAGUACCAACUUUGAUGAGCAUGAUGGAACGGAUAGUUUUUCUGUUGAUCUUUCCAAUGCUAUCGUCAGUGGCACAUCCAACCCUUUCCUCAACUCAUCCACUACUCUUCCGAGCGAUAGCAACGCUGUCGCUGGUGGCGGUGGAGGCGAAGAUCAUACUGGUUCAGCGCAUGGUGUUAUCAUGGCAGUCGUUUUCCUCGUCGGGUUCCCAAUCGGCUCUGUUCUCAUGCCCCUGCUUGGGAAAUGGCUCGUUCACGCCUCGUGGCAGAUAAUCGCCUUUGUAGGAAUGUGGGUUGGCUUUGGGGUUGGGAAAGUCGCUGCAGAUCGUGGCGGAGAUUGGUUUCAUGAACCUCACGUUGUUCUUGGGACGAUAGUAUGCAUCUUGAUGAUCGUACAGCCGGUCUUGGGAUGGAUACACCACAGGAAUUACGUCAAGUACCAGCGAAGAACAACGAUCAGUUAUGGGCAUAUCUGGUAUGGUAGAGGUAUCAUGAUUGUCGGUAUCGUCAAUGGCGGUAUCGGGUUACAGUUAUCUGGUGCAUCUACGGGCUUGACUGUUGCGUAUAGUGUGGUCGGCAUUCUUGUUUCUGCCAUUUACGCUGCAGGUGCUGUUCAUAAGAUGGUCCAGAUGAAGAGGAAAGAACAUCAUCUGGUGUCGGACCCGUCGAAUAGCGCUCUUGAGUUGGUGCGGCCGUAGUCUGAAGUUGAUAAGUCAAGGACUGGGAAAUUAUGUUAUCUGUCGAGUAACCUAGCUCUUUUUCUUCAAUCCAGACCAUUUGCGUUGCA